AUGCAAUUAGGUUGCUGUUUAGCAAUAUGUCAAUUCUUUUUGUUGAGCGUGGUUGCCUUUCAGGAUAACGAUUUGAGUUCAGUUGAAAAUAAAUUUGAAGUGAAUCUUGAAGGUAAUUGGAGAACCAGCCCAUUCCAGCUAAAUUUACUCGAAAGUAUAUCAGGAUAUAAUGAGUCUUUAUUUAUUAGUACAUUAGCCAAUAUUAUUGGUUUUUCUAUUGAAGAAAAUGAAUCGGAUGAAGAAUCGAAUGACGUUGAUGGUACUCUUAUUGGUGAUUCUCAUAUAUAUAAGAAGGUGGUUGAUGCGCUAAAUCUAGAUGAUAUUUCCAAGUCAUUCAUAGGGUUUAACUUGGUAAACAAAGUAUUUACCCCUCGUAUUCAAGCACAUUACGAGUACUAUACUAAUGUCGUCGAUCCCCAAUUCUUCCAUAGGUUGAACAAAGAAUGUUCCACGGAUUCUUUUGGGAAUAAGAUUCUCUCCGGAGAAUCUGACAAACACCAGGCAUGGAUACUUUAUAAUAACAAGUUAUAUUGCUCUUCUGACGAAGUGUUUGCUUUGAAAACCGAUAAGAAGUCUACUUCGACGGAUGAUAUUUUACCAUUCGAUAGAGUAAUUGGUUCCAACCAGGAGUCACCUCUCUUAGUUCUAUAUGGAGAUAUAGAAUCUGAGGUUUUCAAAAACAUGUUCAUAAACCUCUACGAAAGUGCAAAAAUAGGAAAGUUAAGAUUUGUAUGGAGGUAUAUUCCUUCCAAUAGUCAAAAUCAACGUGAACAACUUAGCGGCUAUGGGGCCGAUCUCACGUUGAAGAGAACAGAUUAUAUGGUUAUAGAUGAUCGUGACAUCAAUAAAAUUCAAUCUACAAAUGAAAAAAGGAUAGAAAACAAUAACUAUCGUCUUGAUAAGGAUAUUUCAAGGAUUGCAAGUCUUGACGAACUUAAACCCAUUUCCAAAGAUAACCUUACUGAUUUGGGGUUAAAAUUGGCUUCGUUUAUAUUAUCUAAUGAUUAUUCCGAUAUUUCAAAUCACGAUUUAUUGAAUAGUAUUUUACAGGACUUUCCGAAAUUUGCUUAUUACGUUUCCCAUUUAGAUCCUGAAAAUAUCAAUUCCGUUAGAGAAAGCGUGAACGCUAAUGUGAAACUAGGUAUGUCUGAAGAAUCGAAUGGUAUUUAUAUUAAUGGAUCACCUAUAAACAAACUUGAACUUGAUGUACUUAAAUUGGUUGAUAAAGUACGUGAUGAGUUGAAGCUAGUGAAUGAACUAAAGGCAUUAGGAUUUACCACCGGUCAGGCAAAGAAGCUUUUAUUUAAGUUUGCAUUAUUAAGUGCUGUAAAGGAAUCACAAUUUCGCACAGGAAAUACCAUUAUGGGUGGAAAUGAAAAUAGAUUUAAAGUCUAUAAUUAUCAAUUCACACCAAUGAGUAGACAUAAGAAAGGUGGUGUUGUUUUUUUCAACGAUAUUGAAAAAGAUGAUGUAUAUGAAAGCUUUCCUUCUAGCCGGAGAGAAGCCUAUUUAGGGUUUUCAGCACAACAUCUUAGACCAGGACAAAUCCCAUUAAUACGAGAAAACAUACAUGACUUGAUAUUUGCUUUAAAUUUUUCAGACAAGGAGCAGUUAAAAGUUUUUUUCACGUUUUCUAAAAUCAUUCUUGAUAAGAGUUUACCUCAACAGCUCGGCUUAAUUGCAUGUGGUGGUAAUGAAAAAGAUAAGAUGAUAGCUGAAAUCUUCUACUUUAUUGUUGAUAAAGCAUCCUUGACAGAAGGAUUAGCCUUUUUGUAUAAAUACUUUGAUGCGAAAGAUGAAGAAGCAGAGAAAGAAAUCUUGAAUGCCGUUAGCAUUCCGUCAACAUACAUCUUCAAUGAGUCUAUUUAUCAAGAUGUCUUGGAUAGAUUUUCAAUCAAUUCACCAUCAGUUAUAUGUAAUGGUGUUAUAUACGAGCUUACUUCAACCUGGCAAGUACUAAUGGGCAAACAGCUUGCACAAGAUAUUCGAUUGAUACAGAAUCAUAUCCAAAAAGGCAAUGAUGUUAAUAAAUCAUUAAAAAGUUUUCUUUUUGAAAACGCCAAAUCUGAGAGAAACUUGCGUAUUAUUCCUAAUGAUGCUAGUUUAAUUAAAUAUAAGGGAAUAAACCAGGAAUUAAUAGAUAAUUCAAUUUCUUUCAAAUGCGAAGAGAAAGAUAAUGGAGCAUCGGCAACAUUUUGGUUAAUUGGUGAUUUCAAUUCUAUUAAUAUUUUGGAUCAAUUUGUUGAAAUUUUACGUACUAUGAAAGUGGAACGUUCGUAUUCUAUUCAAGUACGGAUCUUGAACAAAUCUUCGAAUAGUGAUUUACUAGACGAGAUCAAAACUCUAUUCCAUAUUAGCCAGUUAAGAACUAAAGAUAUUGAAAAUAUAAUAUCUUGGCUAUCAGACAGAUUACAUAAUUCCGUCAACUAUAAGCCGGAUAAAAAUAUUAUUCAGUUAUUAGAAAAAAAUGAGUUACCACCUAACCAUCCUUUACUUUUACUAAAUGGUAGAUAUUUUAGGUUGGAUAAAAAUUUAUCAUUUAAAGAAUUACAACAACUUUUAGAAUAUGAAUUCAGCCAACGGCUUAAUUUGUUUGGUGAUAUUAUAUCAGCUUAUCCGGAAGAUUUUCCAAGAUCAUUCUGUGGAUACCAUUCGUCCAGAUACGACUGUUUGGACUGGUUUGAUUUAGUCUCAUCUUAUGUUACAAAAUCUUUUCACGUAGAUGAUAACAUGCUCGUCUCGGAUGUUGCAAGAUUCGAUUUUAGUUCUUUGAAUAUGGAUAAUAUUUUGAAGAUAUCUGAGAAUGAAACUCCUAAAGAAGUGGAAGUUUUACUCAUAAUUGAUCCUAUUGAUGAAAACUCGCAAAAACUAGUUUCUAUCAUUAAUGCUAUCACAAGUUUUCCGUUUGUUGAUAUCAAAAUAUUACUUCAACCACAACUCGAAGCAACUGAUGAAGUUAGAAUUGGUAGACUUUAUCGAGGCGUAUAUCCAUCCUCUAUUCCACAAUUUGGUAAAGACGGUGGAUUAGAAAUUAAAAAUAAAGCAGUAUUUGGAAUGGUACCUAGCCAAGAAUUAUUUACUACCAAUAUCGAUUCUCCAGCAAGAUGGCAAAUAGUGAUACACGAUAGUCCAUCUGGAGUUGAUUUGGACAACGUGAAAUUAUCAAAUUAUGUUGAUAGUUUAAUUUAUGGAACUUACGUUUUAAAGAAUAUUCUAAUUGAGGGCUAUGCCAAAAAUGUCAAAUAUGGCAUGAAUCUUUCUGGCUUGACAAUAGAUUUAAGUAAAGAUAACUCGUAUACCGACACAACAGUUAUGUCUAAUUUAGGAUAUUUCCAAUUAUCAGCUAACCCAGGAAUUUGGAAAUUUAAAAUCAAACCAGAAAGCAAAAGUGAAAAGUAUUACUCGUUACUAUCUGCAUCGGAAAACGUAUUCAUUUCGAACACUGAUCCUCUUGAUAGCGUAAAAGUGGCAAUACUUAAUUUAAAUGGACUAGUUCUAAAGCCAAGAUUUACUACUAAUUCCGGGUAUGAAAAUAAAUCUAUAUUUGAAGUGGACAAUAGAAUUGAAUCUAAAGAUGAUAAUAAAAUCGGAAGCUUCAUAAAGUCACUCUUGAAAUCUAAUGCUCCAACUGCCAAGAAACAAGCAGAUAUCAACAUCUUUACGAUCGCAAGCGGUCAUUUGUAUGAGAGGUUCUUAUCUAUUAUGACAGCAUCAGUGAUGGCACACACCGAUAAACUGGUUAAAUUCUGGAUCAUUGAAAAUUAUAUUUCUUCCCAUUUUAAGAAAUUGUUACCACUUUUGGCACAGGAAUACAACUUUGAAUAUGAACUCAUAACCUAUAAAUGGCCAAAUUGGCUAAGGUUCCAAAGGGAGAAACAGCGUACCAUUUGGGGAUAUAAAAUAUUGUUUUUAGAUGUCUUGUUCCCGCAAGAUUUGAAAAAAGUUAUAUUUGUUGAUGCAGAUCAAAUAGCACGUACCGAUAUGAAAGAAUUGAUUGAUCUUGAUUUGGAAGGAGCACCAUACGGAUUUACCCCAAUGUGCGAUUCUAGGAAAGACAUGGAAGGGUUUAGGUUUUGGAAGCAAGGAUAUUGGGCACAUGUGUUGAAAGACGGCUUGAAGUAUCAUAUUAGCGCAUUAUAUGUAGUGGACUUAGACAAGUUUAGAGCUAUUUCCGCCGGUGACAGAUUGAGGGCUCAUUAUCAAAAGCUUUCAUCUGAUCCAAACUCAUUAUCUAACUUAGAUCAAGAUUUACCCAACAAUAUGCAAAACAAAAUCAAGAUUCAUUCACUUCCUCAAGAAUGGCUCUGGUGCGAGACCUGGUGUUCUGACAGUGAGUUUAGUGAUGCAAAAACAAUUGACCUUUGUAACAAUCCUUUGACAAAGGAAAACAAGUUAGAAAGGGCUAAAAGACAAAUUCCCGAAUGGACUACUUAUGAUAACCAAAUAAAACGUUUGAUGGAUCAAAUUACUGAUAAUGGAAACCCAAAAAUUUCUACAGAUGCAUCAGAAAAGACACCUCGCAAUGACCUACACGAUGACGACAAUCAAUCUCAAUACGAGCCUGAUUAUAUUCAUGAUGAACUUUAG
Messenger RNA from Debaryomyces tyrocola, 4587 nucleotides. Lineage: Eukaryota; Fungi; Ascomycota; Pichiomycetes; Serinales; Debaryomycetaceae. The record is from the annotation of a GenBank genome assembly.